This is a messenger RNA of Cyprinodon tularosa, 7913 nucleotides long. It is a transcript of the gene gramd1bb, whose product is annotated as GRAM domain containing 1Bb. The transcript is spliced from 25 exons. Gene Ontology annotation, biological process: intracellular sterol transport. Gene Ontology annotation, molecular function: sterol binding; sterol transfer activity. Bases 988 to 3789 code for a protein of 933 amino acids. The record is from RefSeq and is a predicted model, not a curated record. Gene Ontology annotation, cellular component: plasma membrane; endoplasmic reticulum membrane; endoplasmic reticulum-plasma membrane contact site. NCBI's taxonomy places the organism in Eukaryota, Metazoa, Chordata, Actinopteri, Cyprinodontiformes, Cyprinodontidae.
GGAGAGGGAAGGAGAAAAAAAGCAGGAGACAGAAGAAACACACGGACACAGAUCUUUGUGCCGCGGCGAAUAGAACAGGAGCAAGUAGGAGAAAGAGGUGCAUCUUUCAUUUUUCUCUUUGGGGAUUUAAGCUUCUUGCAGUUUGGCUUCAAGGCUUGAAUAGGGUUUCCCUUCUUGUCAAACGUGGCUCCCUGCUCUGAAGACGGGACUUUGUUUUGAAACUGAGGGGGUGAAUAGAGGGGAGGUAGAGGGACACUUGCUUUUACAGCCUUUGGAGCCAACCUGCUUGACAGAUGGCACCGGCAAAAUAAUCUUUGACUCUAACCCAGGAACCACAUCUCUCUUCGCUCACUGAGGAAGUAACUUGGUGGAAACGGCAACAAGCUGGUGCACAGGACACGGACCUCAACAACUACAACAACCACAAGUGAGACCUACUGUGUGCUCCUCUCCCUCAGGGAUGCCAAAAUAAGAACCAAGUGAGAACAAUGCCGAAUUCUGCACCUAAGGGCUGACAUCUGGUGCCUUUCCCUUUAACAUGAACAGCAGCAGCUAAGGUACCUGCUCCUCCGACGCCUUGGACAGCAGCAUAGCUGCCUGACAGUCCCCUGGGAGGACCAGCAAGGGAGUUGUGUUACAGUCCCUGUCAGGCCUUAUGCAUGUUUCAUCCGCUGCUCUCAGAACAGAAGCCUCUUUUGUUAUCUAAUCUAGCCCUCUUCUUCUCAGCCUGAGUUUAUUGCAACAAGACUGUUCUUCACAGACUGUCAACCAGACGCCAAGCUGAUACAUAUUCAGCAGCUUAGAGCAAGAAGAGGACUUUGUUAGGCGUAAGAUAUCUGGACCUGUUUUAUAAUCCCUGGGUAGCGCUUAGAAAGGACCUGAAAUAUCAAGAGUGAUGUUAGAACCAAAAUCAGACUUUAUGCUACAAAACUAAACAAUCCAGAGAAUUUUGUUUUGGGCUUUUUGAGUUUUAGAAGACUUGGAGCCAUGAGUGACACACUGCGACCUCCGUCACUCCAGGUGAGUGUCCCAAAAGAUGCCCCGGCUUACUCUGAUGGAGGAAACAAUGCUGUGUCAGACGGUUCUGUGCGAUCCAGCUCCUCGACCCCAACUCUCCGCCGCAAGCGCUUCAAGAUGCGUCGCAUGAGGAAUGUGCCAAGUGAGAGGGAGAACCCAAGAGCCCGGCUGACCAAUGUUCAGCUCACAGCCAGAUCCCGAUCCAGCUCCAAGGAGUACCUCCAGUUGCCUUCAAUUGAAAUCACUCCCUCCAGCGAUGAAGAUGCCCCAUCUUCCUGGUCAAGCUGUUCUACUCCCAGUGCUUCUCCACGCCGCAGACGUUUUCUUUUGAGGAGGUGGCUGAAGGUCAGAGAGAAGAAGGAGCAAGGCAGUGAAAGCAGCAGCCAGCAAAGCAGUCAGCAGAGCAGCCUGCAGAGCAGCCAUGAAGAUGAAAGCACUCGCUUCUUGACACCACAGAUCCGAGAGGAGAGGUCUGACAGUGCAGCGGACAAAAUAAGCACUGCCAGUAACUCAAAUAAGAGCUCGCCCACCUGCUCACCAGUCCUGCGUAAACGUUCGCGCUCUCCAACACCACAGACCCAGGAGGGUGAGAACAUGGUGGAGAAGGGUUCAGACCACUCCUCCGACAAGUCUCCCUCCACACCUGAGCAGGUCGUCCAGAGAACAUACUCUGUGCAGUCGGCGCGUAGCGGCGGAAAGAACUCCAAGUCUCACAAGCGACUUUCCAAAUAUGACAGACUUAAUCUGAUUAAAAAGAGCCAAAGCUGGUACAAUCAUGAAAGGCAGCACAUCAUGAGAGUGCUGAGCCCAACAUACAAGCAGCGCAAUGAGGACUUCAGGAAACUCUUCAAGCAGCUCCCUGACACAGAGAGGCUCAUUGUGGACUACUCCUGUGCUCUUCAGCGGGACAUCCUCCUCCAGGGACGGCUCUACCUCUCCGAGAACUGGAUCUGUUUCUAUAGCAACAUCUUCCGCUGGGAAACUCUCCUGACAGUGCGGCUAAAGGACAUCUCCUCGAUGACGAAAGAGAAGACGGCUCGUCUGAUUCCCAAUGCAAUCCAGGUCUGCACAGACAAUGAGAAGCACUUCUUUACCUCAUUUGGAGCCAGAGACAGGACGUACAUGAUGAUGUUCAGACUCUGGCAGAAUGCCCUGCUUGAAAAGCCCCUGUGCCCCAAAGAACUUUGGCACUUUGUCCAUCAAUGCUACGGCAACGAGCUGGGCCUAACAAGUGAUGAUGAGGACUAUGUCCCUCCUGAUGACGACUUCAACACCAUGGGGUUCAGCGAGGAGAUUCCCAAUGAAGAGAACGAGAUAAACAAUGACAACUUGACAAAGAACAGCACAGACGCCAAGCCUGAGGGGAGUCCUCCUUUACUGCACAAGAAAGUUAUCCCAAAUAACUCCCUUCCAAGCCCAGGAAACCAUGAAACAACCAUUACUUUUGAACUCCCUGCUGAGGAAUUUGCAGACUGUCUACCGGAUGGUGAGCUGCUCACAGUGCCCCUAGUGGUAGAGGAUAAGAACGACACCAGCGGGCCUGGUGGUCCUGUUCCCUCACCUUCGCUGGACUUUAAUGAUAACGAAGACAUCCCCACUGAGCUCAGCGACUCUUCAGAGACCCAUGACGAGGGUGAGGUGCAGGCCUUCCAUGAAGACCUAAAUGGCAGACAACAUAUCAACGAAGUGUACAAGUUCAGUGUGGACAAGCUCUAUGACAUCCUCUUCACAGAGUCUCAGUUUAUGAGUGACUUCAUGGAACAGAGGCGUUUCUCAGAUAUCGUGUACCACCCAUGGAAGAAGGAGGAUGCAGGAAACCAGUCAAGGGUUAUCAUGUACACCAUCUCUCUGUCUAACCCUUUGGCACCAAAAACAGCCACAGUCACAGAGACGCAGACUCUGUACAAAGCCAGUCAGGAGAGUGAGUGCUACAUCAUCGACGCCGAGGUGAUCACGCAUAACGUGCCCUACCAUGAUUACUUCUACACGCUGAACCGCUACAUGCUCACACGGGUGGCUAAGAAUAAAUGCCGGUUACGGGUUUCAACAGAGCUGCGGUACAGGAAGCAGCCAUGGGGGCUGGUCAAAGGUUUCAUUGAGAAAAACUUCUGGAGUGGACUUGAAGAGAACUUCCGCCAACUGGAGGUGGAGCUGUCCAAGCUGGAGGAGCUGAUGGAGACCCACCAGCUGUCUCCGAAGGCAAAGGUGGUGAAGAAUGCUACGGUGAGGCGGAAGAAGAGGCCCCUUCCCCACAUGCGCAGCCAACACCUGGAUGAGGCCCUCAGCCCUGUUACCACGCCGACAGACGAGGAAGUGAUUCAGAGAAUCAAACAUGUGGUGGGCUCCACGCAGACCAGGCACCAAAGUCCAGAACACCAUCACCUGCCAGGAGGCCUCGCUCUGUACAGUGUCUCCAAACUGCUGCUUAUCAUCAGCUUUGUGAUCUGUCUCAGCUUGGUCCUCCUGGUGUUCCUCAACAUGAUGCUCUUCUACAAGCUUUGGAUGCUCGAGUACUCUGCACAGUCCUUAACAACAUGGCAAAGUCUGCGGCUUCAGGAGAGUAAGCUGCCUCAGACCCAAAUGGAGUGGGCUCAGCUCCUGGAGGCGCAGCAGCGUUACCACGACGCCGAACUGCAGAAGUGGAGAGACAUCAUAAAGUCGUCAGUAGUGCUGCUGGACCAGAUGAAAGACUCUUUAUUAAACCUCCAGCGAGGCAUUGGUUUGAGAGACUACAGCUCUGGGACCGAGGAGAAGAAAAGUCGUUAUCACUGACACACCACCACAAGGCCAUGAGGGCAUGCCGUGCAAUACAAGGACCUGUUUUGUUUGUCAAGUGGAAUGAAGACAGCAGCAGCAGGACAGGGGCAGGGAGGGAGGCGGGACCAACAGUGAGCGGGUCCAAAGUCACAAAGGAAGGGAUGGUAGUGGUUUCCCAAGCAUGGAAGUUAAAGUGCCCCAGAGAGGGGAGCACUGGAGGUAUCCCUGUUAUCUCUGAGGCACCAUAAGAAGAGGCGAGACUUUCUCGCUCUUAACACCAGUAGGGAAACUGUUCUCUUCUCCUCUUUUUUUAUUUUUAUGUGCAUCCUACUGUAAGCCAUGUGAACCGGAGAGUCUCCGAGAUAAAGAAGGAACUACUGCAUGCAUGUAGACAACCAUAGUCCUCAGUCAGUGUUAAUAUGGUCCAGGUCCAGUCUAUGUAUGUCAGAAAAAAAAAAAAAGAAUAGAAAAAGAGAGACCCAGAGUCCUAAACUCUCUUGACUGUUCCAAAAAUGAAUCGUCCCUUCGGAGUCCACGCUGUAGCGUCCCUUUAACGAAGCCCCCAGCUGAUCCGAGCGCAGGUUUAAUGAAACAGAACUGGUGUUAGAACCGGGAGUCGAGCUUUACUGAUCCCUCCCUGUUGCCUUGUUUAAACCUGGCCUGUAUGGAUCCUGUCAGGGCUGGCUCCCUGUCAGACCAACAUGUCAAAAUGUUCAUCUGUGGAAUACUAAGAUUCCACUUUGUCUUAUCAGCAGAACCAGUCAGCUGGUUACUAACUACAACUUUGCAUUAUAUCUCCUCCUGAUGAAGUGGAAUGUAUUAGCCUAUUAGGACUUGGUCAGAUGUUUAAUACGUCUUCUAACAAUUAAAUUGGGGACUCUGCAGCCAGGCCAGUAGGAAGAUCUUAUGUUUUAUUACUAAACUGUGAUGAAAUCUCUUUAUAGAUGUUUCAAAUUGCAAAGGAUUCUAUGAAUAUAUUUGAAAUAUAUAAGAAUAUUUCAUUAUUUAUUAUAUAUAUUUCAAUAUAAGCAUAUAUAAAUACAUGAGCUAUAUUUAUUGUUAAUUUAUGUACAAACUGAAAUUCUCAGCGCUCGAGACAAGUUAGAGUUUCUAAUGAAAAGUGUUUUCUUCUAAGAAAUGCAUGCCAGAUAUGUCUGUGACAUGUCCAGUGUGCAAGUAUGACUCUGCAUUUGCGCAAUUAUAUUUGCGCUCUUUCGUUUGGGUGUGUAUGGGUGGGUGUCUGUGUGUGAGAGAAUGAGAGAGAGUGGGUUCCGUGUGCGUGCUUACACAUGUGUGCUGGAAAGUGUGACAUUUUUACCAUUCCACACUCAUAUGUCUCUUACUUUUACUCCUUUUAUUUCUGGCUCUCUGCAGCCGGACUGCCUUUUUUUUUUUUUCUGCUUAUGCAUUUUGGGUGUCGCCUUUCAUUAUAGUCCCACAUUGGUGCAGUUUACAGUACGAAGAGUUUUGUUCCAAAGUGAUUCAGAUUCAUGUGACGAAAAAAUGAAUCCCUGCUUCCAUAAAGUGAUUGGUUGCAAAAGUAAACACAUUAUUUAAAGUGUUUCUUAGAAGAAGGUCACAGUUGUACAAAAACUUUUGAUUUGACAUCUGUGGGCGAGUCCUUCGCUCAUGUUACCACUUCAGUACAUUAGCCUGAUCUCUAUUGGUUAAAUACAGACCUUUAGACAUCUUGACAAAGGCCAGUGAUGAUUUGCACCAAUUCUGUGUCUGUAAAAGUUAUUUAGAGAAUAGAAAAACAAGACAAAUCAUAGAAAACUUGACAUCUCUAAAUUUAAGUUCUAACUAAUAAAAAAAUAAUGCAUGUAGUUUUAAUAUUGUUUCUCAAAAUGUCAAAAUAUCCCUUUAAAUUUUGAUUAUUGUAAUUCUUUCCAUUCACAGUGUCUUUCUAGGUGCAAUAAAAGCAUGAAACACAACUUACUGAACCAAAAGUUAAGAUUAGAAUUGCACCAUCACACUUUCUCACAUCGUUUUGAAUGGAGUUUUUCAUCAUGUAGCUAUAUAUAUAUAUAUAUAUAUAUAUAUAUAUAUAUAUAUAUAUAUAUAAACAUACACUUAUAUGUAUGUAAGGAAUGAGAUGCAUUGUUUCAGAGUUUCUUAAAAAAGGUCCCAGUACUGCACUUUCAAGGAUUUGGAACGAAAGUUAUUCCUUCUCAUAAAGUAAAGCGCUUUAAGGCCUUUUCAGGUAGAGAAUGACAUAACUUAAUGGUUUGGUUUUGAGAUGAAUGUAGAGGAAAUGCCACAGUGGAGAUUUAUAACUUCCAAAAUCCUUCGAAGUGUUUGAAACUGGGAUCUAUACUCAACACAUCCUGUGUAAAAAUUAGGAUUUCAUCUCUAUUUUCAUGAUAAAGCAGGAAAAGGUGAAUUUUGAAUUCUGCUCUACAGUAUGUUAUGAUUAAACAAGGAGAGAAGUUUAAGGGCUGGAUAUCUGAUGUGUUUACUGUAUCUUUAAAGAAGGCACAGAGUCAUGAUAACAGAGAGGGAUAUAAAAGUCUGAAUGUUUAAAAUGAUGUACUUUGUUCACUUUUAAAAUGGUGAUUACAGAGAAGCUGUGCUUCAUGUAAGUAAUGGUGAAAGAAUGUCAUGUUUUCCUCAAUGGAGAUAUGACUGAAAUGCUUUAAAGGUAUGCUUUUAAGAGUUUUCACUCAAGCUGGUGUUUUUCAUUUAAAAAGUUGAAUAUUAUCAGAUAGGCAUGGGCCAGGUUGACACUCAUGUUUCAUAACAUUGAUAUCAGAAUUUUGCAUUUACAGUACCAUGGUAUUUACUCAAACAAGUGAAAACAAAUUCAUAUGAUUUUAUUUAUCUUAAUUACGGUAAAGUGAAAAGGAAAAAAUUAACUGCUAAAUUAUAAUGCUUAAUAUUAUUACAGUUAUAAUAAUGUUGUCCUUAACUUUAUUUAUUUUAGACUAGCAAAAAUACAGAUUAAACAUGCAAAAUAUAGUGGUAUGUUUUAAAUUAAACAAGCUGAUUGCCUGGAGUUUGAAACUUUUUUUCUGUUGAGAUAAUAGAGCAACACAUCAAUAGAAAUAUUAUAUUAAUCAGUUGUAUUAAUUGGUAAGUUGGUGGAGCUACCUAACCUGUAGGGCGACCUGCACUCAGAUGCUUAACCAAAAUGUCACAUGUAGCCUGUUGAUUACAGCCUUUAUAAAAUUAUUGUCAAAAGCAUGACAAGUGGAGCUCCUCGGGUUUCCACAUUGGUUGUCUGCAAGUUUAAAUUGGUCUUGAUAAUUGAGUGAGAUAAAUGUCCAGUAACCUUUGUUUAGCCACCUGACCAGCAGUGCACAAUAAACAGGUGGCGAAAUGGCACCAUUUAAUCCAAAUCUUAUGCUUAACCCAGGAGAUGUUUUUGGCAUCUCCUAAAAAAAAAUAUUUUAAACUGCAGGAAUAAUAUGAUGGAGGGUUCUAGCUGUUUCAAAACAGUACAUUUUUAAAACCAUGGUACACUUUGAUUUACGUAACCUGUCCAUGCCUAUUCUAAGAGCUUGAUUUUGAUAUAGAAAACUAUAAGGAUGUAUUUGCAACAUGUCCACAGUUAUGCAAAAUUUGUCUUGCACAAAUCCAAAUAACAAUCAAUCCCAGUUUGCUUUCAGUCUCUCUUUUCUAGCUUGCACUCGCACAGUUAACCUGUGUCAAAUGAAUGAUUGUAUGGUUGCUGCUGUGUAACACAAGUGGCCAGAGUUAGUUCUUCUGUUUUUCUUUUUAGUUUUCAUCACAGAUAACUAACAGAUUGUGUGGUUUGACCUCUUUAAAAAAAACGACCACUGAUCAACACUCCUGGGAAAACGCUCUUCUUCAAGUGUGUCUUGAGAAAACAUGCUCUGCUGUAUUUUUUUAAAGCGAUUCUACUGUAUUAUUGUCUUUUUGUUUUUUUUUUAUUUUAGAAUAUAUUUUCAUCUCUAGACUAUUAGUGAGAUGCAUACACAAGAUGAAUAUACUGCAAGUAUAUGUUGUGUAUAUCUGCGGUGUGGACACAAUCACACCGACAAAAGAAUCGGGCCUGCGCUGCGCGUGGGUUUUACUUGCUGAUGACUUUGCCUCAUAGAAACCGAAAACAGAAGUGGCUUUCUGGUUCAUGUGAAGUAGAGACUGGAAGUAUGAAUAAAGAUUUUUAAACAUCCAAA